Messenger RNA from Pelodiscus sinensis (Chinese soft-shelled turtle), 1533 nucleotides. RefSeq lists its product as uncharacterized. Lineage: Eukaryota; Metazoa; Chordata; Testudines; Trionychidae. The record is from RefSeq and is a predicted model, not a curated record.
UUGCCUCUGCAUGUUUUGCAAUGCUAACUAGCUUCAUAACAGCAUGACUGUGUGCUGUGAUUCCGACCAGAUUUCUCAGGAAACAUCGGAGCGAGGAGCAAGCUAAUUCCUGAAACAAUGGCAUUCGCUUUUAGACAAUUGUUCCUGCUAGCUGCCGAUUUAAUGCUCGCCUUGGCUCUUUCCUGCUUUCUGUAUGCUUUUGUGUGCCUCUGCAUUGCAUUCCUGACCUGCUUUGUGAUCGUGGUCUCCUUAGGCAUUAUGAAGAAAAUGGAGAGAAAUAUUGACAUCAAAGGAAGAGCCAUUGUGAUUCUAAUGUCCAACAGCUCCAUCGGGCGGACGUUUGCCAGGAACCUGGAUGAGGCAGGUUUCAGAGUGACCACUGCAUGCUGGCCACCUGAAAGAAACUGGGCAAAGGUUCUGAAGAGGGAGUGUUCGCCAAACACGAAGAUGGCACAGCUCCAUAUCUCGGAGGACGAGUAUAAGAUGACAUUGAAAACCUUGAUAGAAAAGCACUUGUCUCUGAAAGGCAUGUAUGGGCUGAUGAAGAAGCCUUCAGUCCUGAUGUGGGAAGAACAGGAGCCAGAAACAAACAAAUUAUCUGAGGAAAAAACGACUUGUAUAUGGAAGAAUGUUCGCAUCACUCCAGCUUUCCUUAUGGCACUUCUCUUCCUCCCUGUGAACUAUGCAGUGACUUUUGCAAAGAAGAAAAGCCUGCAGUUACUUACUAGCCCGAAGAAAUCCAAAAACUGACAGGGAAGGAAACUUGUGGAAUGACUCAACAUGUUAAAAAUGCCACAAUGAAAAAGAGCCACAGCAUGGAGCAACUGGGAAAAGAACUGAUUGAUUCCUGACCUGCUAGAAUUAAGUGCUGAAUGAUAGCUCCAAACUCAUUCAUAAGACAAUGAGACAUCAUUGUGAAUUAGAUCUGGAUGGAAGACUAUUCUCCUAAUUGUAUUGCAGGUCUGUAAUGUACUUUCAAAUCAUAUUUGUAACCGAGAGCACGGGUGAGAUGUUGAAAUUGUACCGGGAUAAAUGAUCUAAGCUGAAAGGGACUAAUGGAAAACUUUUUGGAAAGGCUUCUGAAUGUUAAGCUUUCAAUGUACACUGUGUCAUGAGCUGGCUGAAUCGAUGGACAAAAUGUUGGUCUUUCAUCUCUCAAAUUGCAAUUCAGAGUAACCAUUGCACAUGUGAAAUGUAGUCCAGUCCCAGCCUACAGAAAAGAACCGCAGUUAGAUGUCAAACGAAGCCGAAACUUAACGUUUUAAUUCAACAAUGUCAAAAAAGGUUUUGUUUUGAUUAAAGGUAUUGAAAUGAAAUGUUUUAAUAUUUCUGAAUUGAAAGUUUUGGUUUCUAGCCAAAGAUGUUUGAUCUUCAGGCAAUCUGUUUUUCACCAAAAAGUAAAAAUUUUCUGUGGAAAGCAGACAUUUUAAAUAAUUCACUUGAACACCCAAUUUGCAGUUGAGAAACAGUUUCAAUGGAACUUUUUUAACCAGCCUCUGGUGAGCAAUAACAUUUUGUUCAGAAAUUCUUUGU